Molecule: messenger RNA, 991 nt
Organism: Glossina fuscipes
Lineage: Eukaryota; Metazoa; Arthropoda; Insecta; Diptera; Glossinidae
Exons: 2
Coding region: 8-862 (284 amino acids)
Source: RefSeq, a predicted model, not a curated record
UGACACGAUGAAGGCCGAUUCAGUUUCACGCUAUGGUAUAUUGAGCUGUGUCUUUAUUCCUGACAAUAAUGAAACUGAAGCCAGUUUCGAAGCUUAUAACAUGAAGCGUCCAAUACGUCAAGCAACUUAUAAACGUACCUAUUGCAGACGGCAGGUGACAAAUUAUGAUUCAAGUUCUGGUGUGUCAAGUGCUCAUACCAGUCCAGCAGGACGUAAUAUUUUCGUAAGAGAACGGUAUAAGCCCGCUGCGUCGAGAGCAUUGAAAUUCGAAGAGAAACCUAUGUGUAAUGUGCUUCCGGCUUGCGAUGAUUUUGAUGAAAUUGAUGCUUUACAACAACAACAACAACCACAACAACAAUGCCUACAAGAAUAUAAAUCAUUCGGCUAUUAUUCAGAAGACGAUAGUGUUCUAUCCACAACCACCGGUUCUUGCAUGCGUCGCACUCAAGAGAUAAGUGAAAAUAUAUCGACAUACUGCACUGCAGUAACAUCUCCACCCAAUAAUGUGAAAAUGGAAGUGUACAUGAUGUCCCGUACUAAAGGUUUAAUGCCAAAAAUUUCAUCACCCCUAUGCCAGAGACGGGAUCAGAGUACUGACAGUUUACCUACGGCUACUACACGACGCUCUGCCUCAUAUCAAAAAUGGGUUAAUUACUUGGAAGAAUCACCGGCUUAUAUGUCACAAAAUAUUACCCAUUUACCUGAAGCGAUAUCUGGCCGUUUCUGCCCAUUGAAUUUUCCAGCCUACACGAAUCUAGAUGCUAUGGAAUGCGCUCAUAAAUGUUAUGAAAUUGUACGCAAGAAGUCUAAUGUGUUAGUAAGCGCAAAAGACGAAUCUUAUAUAGAAAGCACGGAAUUGUAGAAGUAUUUCACGACCUUACUGCACUUACGCUCGCUGCAACAUUUACGCUCGUCUCGUAAAUGCUUUGUAUUACUUCAAAGUGAGCCCAAUUAGAAGGUAAUAAUUUAGCAAGGCGUGACAGUAUCAGAA